Molecule: messenger RNA, 1153 nt
Organism: Diatraea saccharalis (sugarcane borer)
Lineage: Eukaryota; Metazoa; Arthropoda; Insecta; Lepidoptera; Crambidae
Source: the annotation of a GenBank genome assembly
AUCGCGUUCAUAACUUGAGGCUUGAGUUCAAAUCUUCGUAAAUUUUUUAUUUUUUUAUUUUAUUGACAUUUAGACUGAUUUUAUCUUAUUUUAUUGAAAUGGACAACGUUACAAUACGCAACAAACUACCCAGAUCAAAAUCGGACUUGGAUUUAUCAAUGACCACCCAAGAUGUGCUAAAUUCUACCAUUCUGGAUUCAACUAUGUUAAGCACAUACAGUAAAAUACAAAACAAUACUAGUUUCAAUAGCAAUGAAUAUUUACAGGAAAUUGAAAAUCUUAAAACUAAACUUGAACAGGCAGAACAUGAAAUAGAAAAUUUAAAUUCAGAAAAUCACAACCUAAAAAUUACUAUUGAAAAACAGGAGAAGCAAAUCGACAUUUUAAAAAUACUUACAUAUGAAACAGGGAAAAGAACGAAAACUACACUAACACCUCUGAGACAAAAAAUUAUGCACAUAAGACAACAUACAACUAAAACUUCACCUCUUAAUUUGUAUAAAUCGGUUCUAUUUAAUACCCCGCAGAAACAUGUUACUAAAAAGCAUAUGGACGAGAAAACCUGUGUUGCCAACCCCAGCAUAGAGCAAAACUGCAGAUAUGCUUGAAAAAAACUGUAGAAAACUGUAAAUAUCAAAUUAAAAAACAGUAAAUCUACAUCUUUAUCUUUUUAUUAUUUUAUAUUAUUUAAUGAUAGUAGUAAUAAAUAGAAUAUUAUAGCGAAGGAAUUAAAAACAAUAAAAAUCAUGUAAUUGUCAAAGUUUUAAUCAAAUUAAAUUCCAAAAUUCUCAAACAUUUAAGUCAAAUAAAAUUAGUAAUAUUUAAAAACUAGUAUGAAAAUGCUAAUCCAACACUUCAGAAAAUGCGAUUAGCGAUUUUUUAGGAAGCUUUCCUUGAAAAUCACAGCUUUUAGUAGUAGAUAGUGUCACUAGCUAGCUACUAUCUCAUUUUCAAUUUGUAAAUCCUCUUGAUUUUCCGUUUCAUCUUUAUUUUUGUUGAAAUCAUACAUAUUUUUAUUGAAUUUUUUGAAAUGGUCAUUUGUCACAUUGAACUCAAAACAAUUUUUUAUUUCUGACUUUGUGUGCAAGUUACCUUUUAUUGUGGUUGUAGAAAGUUUAUUUCUUAGUUUCGUUUCCAUAACAUUAAUGCUCGA